AUGUUCAAAAUUGGGUUGCAAACCGCGCAAACAUCAUUGACACGAACACCAGCGGUUCUGAGCUCAUCUGCGAGAGGAAUCGCAAAUAUCCCAGCUCAUGAAUAUCAUAUUCGUUUUGAUCAACAAAGUGGAAGAAAACGACCUGCACAAGAUGUUCUAGAUAGGUAAGGUAUUUCGUUUGGGAAAUUGUGAAGUUUUUAACGUUUGGGAAAAUAUGAAAUAAAUUUCAGGUUCAAGCGAUUGAAUAAUGGAAUGUGGAUUCAUGCACAUGCCGGAAAAAAUAAAUUGAGAUAUAUGAAAGAUGAUAAAUGGCAAAAGACCAGCUUAUACUAUGAAACAUGCACAAAGGUUUGUGUUUUUCCUUGAUUAAUUAUAAGUUUUGCUCUUUAUAACAUCGUAGAAGUUAGAAAUCUCAAAUCCUUUUCUCUAACAUCAAUUUUUAAAAAUUACCUCUGAUAGUGUAGUUCCCGCAAAUCAGCAGUCAUGACGAUAAUCUGAAGUGAUGCAAAAACGUUAUCAAAUUUGUUGAAAAAAAUUAAUGAAAAAAAAGUAUCUUUUAGGAACAAUGUCAAAUGUUGGACAAACUGGUCACACCAUUUUGGCUCCGCCCAAAACAUUAUCCAAAUGAUCCAUAUCAAGCAUAUAAUGUAAGACACGGUGAGUUUUGCUUUUUUGAAAAAUCAUUACAGCUCAAAGAACAGCUGUUUUCACUUUGAGCAACCAAAGGUCGUCUGAAAAAUCGUAUAGAAAUUUGUUCUGAUGAUGCUUUCAAGCAUUUUUAUACAUCCUCAUGUUAGAUAUAAAAGUUUGUUUGAAAAAUGAUUUAUUAUUUAUUUAUAAAACCAUUAAAAAUAUUUUUUCUUUCAGGAAUCGAUUCUCCUCGCGUUGAUGACAAAGGUCGAUUUGUUCGCGAACGUCGAAAGGUUCUUCUCGAUGAUUCGACAUCUUCUAGAUAUUUCAAUGAUUGUUAA
This is a messenger RNA of Caenorhabditis angaria, 971 nucleotides long. NCBI's taxonomy places the organism in Eukaryota, Metazoa, Nematoda, Chromadorea, Rhabditida, Rhabditidae. The record is from the annotation of a GenBank genome assembly.